AUGGCUCCCCUGGCCGAGGUUGGCGGCUUCCUGGGAGGCCUAGAGGGCUUGGGCCAGCAGGUGGGCUCGCACUUCCUUCUGCCUCCGGCGGGGGAGCGGCCGCCGUUGCUGGGCGAGCGCAGGGGCGCGGCAGAGCGCGGGGCGCGCGGCGGGCCGGGGGCGGCGGAGCUGGCGCACCUGCACGGCAUCCUGCGCCGCCGCCAGCUCUACUGCCGCACCGGCUUCCACCUGCAGAUCCUGCCCGACGGCAGCGUGCAGGGCACCCGGCAGGACCACAGCCUCUUCGGUAUCCUGGAAUUUAUCAGUGUGGCCGUGGGACUGGUCAGUAUUAGAGGUGUGGACAGUGGUCUUUACCUUGGAAUGAAUGACAAAGGAGAACUCUAUGGCUCAGAAAAACUGACUUCUGAAUGCAUCUUUAGGGAGCAAUUUGAAGAGAACUGGUAUAAUACCUAUUCAUCCAACAUAUAUAAACACGGAGACACUGGUCGCAGGUAUUUUGUGGCACUUAACAAAGAUGGAACUCCAAGAGAUGGUGCCAGGUCAAAAAGACACCAGAAAUUUACUCAUUUCCUUCCUAGACCAGUGGAUCCAGAAAGAGUGCCAGAACUGUACAAGGACCUACUGAUAUACAGCUGA
Molecule: messenger RNA, 636 nt
Organism: Elephantulus edwardii (Cape elephant shrew)
Lineage: Eukaryota; Metazoa; Chordata; Mammalia; Macroscelidea; Macroscelididae
Gene: FGF20
Product: fibroblast growth factor 20
Exons: 3
Coding region: 1-636 (211 amino acids)
Biological process (GO): positive regulation of gene expression; animal organ morphogenesis; cell differentiation
Cellular component (GO): cytoplasm
Molecular function (GO): growth factor activity; fibroblast growth factor receptor binding
Source: RefSeq, a predicted model, not a curated record